AUGACGUCACAGGCCAGUGUGCUCUGUAUUUACGGAAAUGUCCCACAGAGUUAUGUCUCUACUGGGGCCGUACUGACUGAGCAGCAGCUCUGUAACCCAGCAGAACCAGACCUUCAGGGGACAAAGGUGGAGCUGGAUGAACCAGAACAUUUGGUAAUCAAGGAAGAAUGGGAGGAACCAGAACCUCUUCAGCUGGAGGAAGAAAGCGGUGAACUGGGCGUCCAUCAGGAUAAAGCUCAGCCGAUUCCUGUUAUUGAAGAAAUGGGCCACAGUGAAUCAGAACUAAACGGGGAGCGGCUUCUCUUCCAGAACUCUGGUGAAGGUGGGAUGCUAGUUAAAACAAAAAUUGAGAAUGAACAGAACUGUGUGAAGAUCGAGCAACCGAGCCUGGAUGAAUUCUUGAACCCUGCUUCUCAGGAUAAAUCUUUGUCUGACUGUUUUUACGGGUCAUCAUCAUCAUCUCACUUCAUCCUGGGAGCAUCAUUUCCUCUCAGCCCAGUCCAUGGACCCUUCACAGGCUCAGCACCCGAACUUUUUCACCAUCACGCCAAUGACGCAGUCAUACUGGAAGUUGGAUCAUCCGGUCCCCGUAGUCCUCUCUGUAAACGGCAGAAAGUCAAAUGGAUGGAUCAAACAGCAAAGCAGUUGGUAGAAUCAGCGCUGACCAAGGAACCUGCUGGAGGUCAGAUUCUGCAGGAAUAUAUGCAGACAAAAAGUCUGACAGACUGCUCACGAAGGAAGCUGGUUAACAUCAUUGCUGCAGACAUGAGUGAUAUUUAUGGAACAGCACCUCCACGACGAGUGAGAGAGCGGUACGCUCGGGGCAUAAUUGAAACGUUCCCCAACCUGCGGGACCCAUAUUCCAAAAAUGGAUAUGAGCAUUUCUACAAUGGGGAAAGCGGCACUGGUUUUUUAGCAUGGAGACUGAAAACCCUCCAGAGGAAGAACCCCUCAUCAGAGCGGAGGAGAUCGUCCUGUCGGCUGACUGGAGGUGGACCAACAGCCAGAAGAGAAGCUUCAUUUACCCCUCUGGUGACGCAAAGCCAGGAGCAAACUUCUCAGGAUAGAUCUUUGUCUGACCGUAUUAACGGGUCGUCAUCAUCAUCUCGCUGCAUCCUGGGAGCAUCAUUUCCUCCCAGCCCAGUCCAUGGACCCUUCACAGGCUCAGCACCUGAACUUUCCCAUCAUCGCUCCGAUGACACACACAUCCUGGGAGUUGGAUCAUCUGGUCCUUAUACUCCUCCCAGUAAACGGCAGAAAGUCAAAUGGAUGAACCAAACAGCAAAACAGUUGGUAGAAUCAGCGCUGACCAAGGAACCUGCUGGAGGUCAGAUUCUGCAGGAAUAUAUGCAGACAAACAGUCUGACAGACUGCUCACGAAGGAAGCUGGUUAACAUCAUUGCUGCAGACAUGAGUGAUAUUUAUGGAACAGCACCUCCACGACGAGUGAGAGAGCGGUACGCUCGGGGCAUAAUUGAAACGUUUCCCAACCUGCGGGACCCAUGUUCCAAAAAUGGAUAUGAGCAUUUCUACAAUGGGGAAAGCGGCACUGGUUAUUUAGCAUGGAGACUGAAAACCCUCCAGAGGAAGAACACCUCAUCAGAGCGGAGGAGAUCAUCCUGUCGGCUGACUGGAGGUGGACCAACUGCCAGAAGAGAAGCUUUAUUCACCCCUCUGGUGACGCAAAACGAGGAGCAACAUAAAGAGGCCAUUUCUUUCAUGAAAAACUCUUCUGAUGAGGCCGCCAUCAAGAACAAGAUGAAGACAACGUUUGACUUCCGCCGUAAGAUGGUCCUGGAUAAAAAGAGAUCAUCUGAUAUCUUGAUGGAAUUUCCUCGCUUCAGAGAUGUCAAAGGCCUGAUUGAUCAAGACUUCAUUCUGGAAUUUGGAGAAGACGUGUCCUCCAUGUUUUUGGACAGGUGGCCUAUUUUCAAACAGAAAGUCAUCCAGCAAAGCAAAACUCUCCCCAUCUCGAGUGACCUUGAAAAACUGAUCCAGUGCGCUGAAAGAGCAUCAAGUGAGGAGGAACCAGAGGAGAACCUCUCAUCUGGCUGGGAUAGUGAUCUUUCUUCAAUCAUCCUGCUGCUCCACCUGAUUCCUCCUUCCUGUCAGGGCCGGAAAAGACCUGGCAAGGUUUCUGCAUCCCAGGCUGAGAAGCACCUGGUGGUUUUCCUGAAGAGUGGAAGAAGCAUUCAGGAACAUGUCGAGGCCUUCAGCUCUACAACUCAACCCUAUCUACUUGCUGUCGGGACAAAGAGAAGCUCCAUCCAUGAGUUCUUCAUCGUUCUGAACACGCAGGUCAUCCCCUGCAAGUCAGCGAGUUCACUGGAAGCUUUCGAUGAACUAUUCAAAGCUCACUUUGUAUUUGGUUCAGUUUAUCAUCAUACGCUACACAGUAUGUACACUUUUAUACAAACAACCAUCUACAACAUAGACGUUGGCAAAGUUCAGGAGACUCCACGUGUUGCAGAGAUUCGGGCAAGGCUGCUAAAAUGAAGGGUGGAGGAAUCGGUUCACUUCUGCUUUACGAUGGCAUAGAGAAGUUGCUGGGUUUUUUUCUCAGAGACAUUUUAUCAUUAAAGUUUGUCUUGCAUGUAAGAUUCAAUCAUGGUUUCUGUCAUAAGUCAGUGGCAUAUAGUUAUGUUUCCGCAGUUAUCCAGACAUUGGCUAAACCAGUGAUAGAAAGGCUCCGUAAAACUGGUCCCAGUACUGCUGGUCAAGAUUCUUUGUCAUCCAGGACAUAGUCAUUCCAAAAAAAACCAAACACAUUUCCUUUAAUUGGAUAAAGUCAAGAUUCAAAUGGGAGCAAUUUACCAUUUCAGGACAGAUUUAUAGAUAUAAAAAUAUGCCUGAUGUUGCAUAAUAUUGUUGCAAAACACUAGAAGUACACCGCUCUGAAGACACACCCCUCCAGUGUAGGCUUUAAAAACACUAACUUCUCAUAUUAGUGUCCUAUUUUGCCUGCGGUUCAUGCUGCUCAAAGGCUAGGCAAAGCGCUCCCGGCUGAAGGCUACGCUACGUAGCAACCAAUACCCAUCCGGUGAAGUCUGCAGUCUCUUUCCUGCGAUUCAGAAGGAGCUGAACGCAGUGUUUUUAUCCUUCCUGCGAUUCAAACUGAGUGAACGCAGUGUAUUCUGAAUCCUGCUGCAGCAGAGACAGAGCAGAACAAAUCCAGCUCUGCUAACCGCCGAACAACAGGGGCCCCAAACUUUGUUCGCCAAAGAAGCUGUCGGACCGUGACCGCCUGUGAGACGGAGGGACGGAGAAGCGCAGCAGAAGUGCUACAGGCUGCGGCUACGUGCUAACCACUGUAGCUAAAAGGGAGAAGUCCUGCAUGCUACUGUGAGUUCCAUCGGAUUGAUCCACAUCCUUUUGAGUUGCUGUUGGAUGAACGGACUGGACGGAAGACAGGCCUGCAGAAACUGGACCGACCUGAAGGCCUUCCCUCCAUGGACCAAACAGUAACUGCAUCCCUCCCGCCCCUUCACAUCUGAUGCAUAAUAAGUGUUCUGCUUUGGUGAACUAUAGAUAGAUAGAAUAGUUGUGUUGGUGUUUUUAUUUGAAAUAAGCUAUCUGAUUCAACUGCUGAUGGUUAAAGGUUUAACUGAAUGCUAAUGCUCACUACAGACCGAACGAGUCACGUGUUACUCAGGCUAACUGCUAAAUCAUGAGCUAACCCUCUCUUUGUUUCAGUUGGACCCGACCUGAACCAGAACCCCCGCGGCCAGCUAAGCUAAUGGGUCUUUCAGCCUCAUCAUAGUUUAAUGCAUUCCUGAGUCAUUAUUCAUUUUCCACCAUAAACUGAAUGAAACUUAAUUGUUUUGACUGCAGUUAACAUCUGUCUCAGGGUUUAUUUACAUUUUAUCUGCUGCUAUUAUAAAGGACACUUUUAAAUGCAUUAAGCCUUAAAACUUCGAACAUCACAGACUUUGAACGGACUCUUAAACCCCUCUUUCCUUUUUUGUUUGUUUGCUUAUUUUCAGUAGUGUUUAGUGUUUUGCUUAGUUAUAGAUAUAAUACUGUGUUUGAAGCUAUUAAAGGUACCAUUGUAUUUUUAA
Cyprinodon tularosa is the source of this 4058-nucleotide messenger RNA. RefSeq lists its product as uncharacterized. The record is from RefSeq and is a predicted model, not a curated record. The transcript is spliced from 15 exons. Bases 1 to 2496 code for a protein of 831 amino acids. NCBI's taxonomy places the organism in Eukaryota, Metazoa, Chordata, Actinopteri, Cyprinodontiformes, Cyprinodontidae.